Molecule: messenger RNA, 754 nt
Organism: Pelodiscus sinensis (Chinese soft-shelled turtle)
Lineage: Eukaryota; Metazoa; Chordata; Testudines; Trionychidae
Source: RefSeq, a predicted model, not a curated record
GUCUCUGAGAGGCUGGGGAAACGUUUCUGGAGCCACGCUCUCCAAUCAUGUGAUCAGAUGGGUUAUUUAAAGAGGAAGAAUGUGCCUAGAUUAGCGAGCAGUCUCUCUCCUCAGAGCUGCGGGCGCACAGGGCUCAUCAUGGCUGAGGCGUUCGCAGGCACCUGGCGGCUGGUGGACAGCAGUCAUUUCGACGAAUACAUGAAAGCGAUCGGCGUGGGCUUCGCCACGAGGCAGAUCGCAAACCUGACCAAGCCCACCACCAUCAUCGAGCUGGAGGGCGACACGGUCACCGUGAAGACCCAGAGCACCUUCAAGAGCACAGAGAUCAGCUUCAAGCUCGAGGAGGAGUUUGAGGAGACGACUGCAGAUGACAGACAUGUCAAGUCCCUUGUGACGCUCGAUGGAGGAAAACUUGUCCACGUGCAGAAAUGGGACGGAAAGGAGACGACAUUGGUCCGAGAACUGCAGGAUGGGAAGUUAAUUCUGACUCUCACCAUGGGCACUGUGGUCUGCACUCGCACGUAUGAGAAAGCAACAUAGACCCCGGAUUGCUGCUCGUCUCUUGGUGCUGAACUCGCAGAAUUGCCUCCCCCCCCUUUCUGUAUGUGAUUCAAUAUUGCAGCAUGAAGCCCGUGCAGGGUGAGCCCGUGACUGUGCUUUCUGUGGUUGGUUUGUUUUUUAAUCGUGUAAGAACCCAUGUGGGAAAUAAUAAACCAAAGUCGUUACAGACGGGGCUUUGGCUCGCUCUAGGAAA